Etheostoma cragini (Arkansas darter) is the source of this 2584-nucleotide messenger RNA. RefSeq names its product DET1 partner of COP1 E3 ubiquitin ligase (gene det1). NCBI's taxonomy places the organism in Eukaryota, Metazoa, Chordata, Actinopteri, Perciformes, Percidae. Gene Ontology annotation, biological process: protein ubiquitination; positive regulation of proteasomal ubiquitin-dependent protein catabolic process. Gene Ontology annotation, molecular function: ubiquitin protein ligase binding; ubiquitin-like ligase-substrate adaptor activity. Gene Ontology annotation, cellular component: nucleus; cullin-RING ubiquitin ligase complex. The transcript has 10 exons. The record is from RefSeq and is a predicted model, not a curated record. Bases 382 to 2037 code for a protein of 551 amino acids.
UCUGCGUUUCCUUCACGGAUCACUCGCAACAAUCAUUGGAACAGAUGCUUCGGGCAGUGGGAUAAUUGAAUAUACGUGAUAGGUUCCAGUAACCUUUGCGUUAUGGGGAAGAAAUGAAGUUGGAUACGUCCAACUAACGUACGGUACAAGUUAGCGGCUCGGUAGCGAACUGUAACUUGUCGAGCUCGUUAGCCUAACUUAACUGCUGUUGCUAACACAACUAGCUGAACUUGGAAGACCAAGAAAGCUUCCCAGCUGGCUUUUUAAAAACAAGAAACAUAGGUAACAGGACUGCUCUUGUCAUGUAGUCGUUUCAUCUUACUGGCCGCCUGUCUAACGCCCUUCUGAGGAGGGGUCGGCGAUCAUUUUCUAAUCACAGCGAUGGAUGAGGACACCCCAACACUAAAGCCCAGACGCAUCCAGAAUCAAAACGUGGUUUAUCGCCUUGAAAGGCGCAGAAUCUGUUCGGGGCGGCCCGGAGCUCACUGGUACAGAGUACGCUGCUUCCACCAGAACCUUUUCCCCAACUUCACUGUUGUCAACGUGGAGAAGCCCCCCUGCUUCCUAAGGAAGUUCUCACCGGAUGGACGCUGUUUCAUCGCCUUCUCUUCCGACCAGACUUCCCUGGAGAUAUAUGAGUAUCAAGGCUGCCAGGCUGCUCAGGACCUGCUGAGAGGCCAAGAGGGAGAGACUCUUCUAACGGCCAAUGACCAGCGUUCCCUUAACAUCCGAGGCCGCCUGUUUGAUCGCUUCUUCUCCCUGCUCCACGUCACUAAUGUGGCCUCAAACGGAGAACACCUCAACCGGGAGUGCAGCCUCUUCACAGACGACUGCCGCUAUGUCAUUGUUGGGUCGGCAGUGUACGUCCCAGAGGAGCCACCGCCUUACUUUUUUGAGGUGUAUCGGAACAACGAAUCUGUGACUCCCAACCCUCGGUCUCCUCUAGAAGACUACUCCCUCCACAUUAUCGACCUCCACACUGGCAGGCUGUGCGACACCAGGUCAUUUAAGUGUGACAAGAUCAUCCUUUCCCACAACCAGGGCCUGUACCUCUACCGGAACAUCCUGGCUGUGCUGUCGGUCCAGCAGCAGACCAUACACGUGUUUCAGGUCACUCCAGAGGGAACAUUUCUAGAUGUAAGGACUAUUGGGCGGUUCUGUUAUGAGGACGACCUCCUGACUCUUUCAGCAGUCUACACCGAGGCUCAGGCUGAGAGUCAGCCGGGCUUCCCUCGCCUUUACACCGACAAAACCAUCAACUCCCUCAAGCACAGGCUGCUGGUCUACCUCUGGAGGAGGGCUGAGCAGGACGGCAGCGCCACUGCCAAGAGGAGAUUCUUCCAGUUUUUUGAUCAGCUGAGGAGGUUGAGGAUGUGGAAGAUGCAGCUGUUGGAUGAGCAUCACCUCUUCAUUAAAUACACCAGCGAAGAUGUGGUCACACUCAGAGUCACAGAUCCCUCACAGCCCUCCUUCUUCGUCGUGUACAACAUGGUGUCCACAGAGGUGCUGGCCGUCUUUGAGAACACCUCCGAUCAGCUGCUGGAGCUGUUUGAGAAUUUCUGCGAUCUGUUCAGAAACGCUACGCUGCACAGCCAGGCGGUCCAGUUCCCCUGCUCGGCCUCAUCCAACAACUACGCCCGGCAGGUCCAGAGAAGAUUCAAGGACACCAUAGUGAACGCCAAAUAUGGCGGGCACACGGAGGCGGUGCGGCGGCUGCUGGGUCAGCUGCCUAUCAGCGCCCAAUCCUACAGCAGCAGUCCAUACCUCGACCUCUCCCUCUUCAGUUAUGACGACAAGUGGGUGUCCGUAAUGGAGAGGCCCAAGACCUGCGGAGAUCACCCCAUCAGGUUUUAUGCACGGGACUCCGGCCUGCUGAAGUUUAAGAUCCAGGCGGGCCUGCUGGGCCGGCCGGUGAAUCACGCCGUGCGGCGUCUGGUUGCCUUCACCUUUCACCCCUUUGAACCUUUUGCCAUCUCUGUCCAGCGCACCAACGCAGAGUACGUGGUCAACUUCCACAUGAGGCAUGUCUGUGGGUGAGGAGCUUGUGUGUGUGUGCAACACACCAAACUAACACUUGGAAAAAACGUAGUAGCACCGUUGGGUUUCUGUGAGCAGCUACCGGUGACAAUACAACAAACAUGUCGCCCUCUCCUCCUCCAGAGAAAUCAGCAGUCCUCUCCCUCCAUUCUCCUGAUGGAAACCACUAUUCCUCGCCUCUCUCCCCCUCCAUUACACAUUGGUCACCCCCCCCCCCCCUCCUUCCCUCUGCCAGAAGGCAGCAAUUCUGCCUUUUCCGUUUUUUGUCUGCACCGCUUCUCCUCCUCUUUCUCCCUUCCUCAGCAGAACAAAGAGGGACCUGUGGGGAGGAGAGGCUCGACUAAGUGUAAAUGGAGAUGUUGAGAGAGUGGUUGAUGUGCGACGGAGGUGGGAGCCGUAGGUAGCCCGGACCUCUUGGAGGGAACCAAAGGUGUUUUCUUUUCCCUACUGUGCACUGAAAGCAGCACAGUCAUAUAAGAAUUGCUUAUUUAGUUGGUCCAUGACCAGCUCUCCAACAAACCUUUUUUUUUCUCUCACAUGAGUGGGG